This is a messenger RNA of Hydatigera taeniaeformis, 1083 nucleotides long. NCBI's taxonomy places the organism in Eukaryota, Metazoa, Platyhelminthes, Cestoda, Cyclophyllidea, Taeniidae. The record is from the annotation of a GenBank genome assembly.
AUGUCUCAAUUCAAAUUAUACUUCGACUUUAAAGAGAAUGUGUGCGCUGACGAGGUAUCUGUGCUUGAAUUGGACUCAAGUUCCUUUACCAAAGUCAUUUCUUCUUCGGGUGGAGCUCUUGUAAAGUUUUACGCUCCGUGGUGCGGCUACUGUCGCCAAUUUGAGGGGCCUUACUCAGAGGCGGCGCGUGCAUUGGCAGAUGCCGUUCCAGACCUUAUUGUUGCACGGAUUGAUGGCACUCGUUUUCCUGCCGAAACUUCCUUCGCCGGCGUCAAGGGAUAUCCUACAGUCCUUUUCUUCAAGGGCGCCAAAUCCUAUCCAUUCAAUGGUGAGCGCUCAGUCAAAGGCAUCAUGUCCUUUGUAGAAAGUGUUAUCGGACCUCCUGUUGACUCGCUGGUAGAUGAAGAUGCAUUGGAGAAGAAGGUGGAGGAGCUUCUUGAUGGGGUCUUUUUUCUUUAUCGCGGUGACAAAUUCAGUAGUCUGUGGAUUGCCUUCAAUGCUACAGCUGAGGAGUAUAGACUUCAAUUACCUUUCUAUCAUCUUGAUGAUGGAACUUCAAAUAAUGCCGGAGACAUUUUUGUUUACAAGGAUGGAGAUAAAAGGCGCUUCCUGCUGAGGGAAGAUGGUGAUAUGAUGUCUCAAAUGAAGGAGUUUGUUGAGGAGAAUCGUCAGCCGGCUUUCGGCCAUCUUACUGCUUCUGAUCUCAAGCAAAUGAGCGGUGAACCGAAUUUGAUAGUCUGCGUCUUCUUAGUAGAUUAUAUGUUGGAUUUCACGAAGGAUUUUAAAUGCAUUGGGCGAGAUCUUGCUUUCAACAACCCAGGUGACUCGUUGGCUCUCUACAAAUUUGCGUGGUCGGCGGAUACUCGAGGCUUCAGCAGCCUGGCCAUGACGAGUCUGGAGCCGCCUAACCUCCUACUCUACUCCCCAGUGAAUAAGACCUUCAUGCUUCAUCCGCUGUGUUCUACCCCGGAAGCCAUUUCCGCUCUUAACAAACAACAAAUUACGGCCUUCUUGGUAGAUGGAGUCAAUGGGAAACUUCCGGUGGGUUAUUUUGAUAUCGGUGCCUUUAAAUUCCUCUCCUGA